This is a messenger RNA of Branchiostoma floridae (Florida lancelet), 6205 nucleotides long. RefSeq names its product neurogenic locus Notch protein-like. The coding region runs from base 809 to 6205 and encodes 1798 amino acids. Gene Ontology annotation, molecular function: Notch binding; calcium ion binding. Gene Ontology annotation, biological process: Notch signaling pathway. The transcript is spliced from 34 exons. The record is from RefSeq and is a predicted model, not a curated record. Lineage: Eukaryota; Metazoa; Chordata; Leptocardii; Amphioxiformes; Branchiostomatidae.
UGACAUAUCGUUAUUAUUUCUCCUGAAAAAUGGACUAGAUACCAUCAACGACAACAUUUAUGAGCUCGAAAUAGCCGUCUCAUUGUGGUGACUAAAGGAACGAAACGGUAGAAAAACAUCACCUGUUUUUGUUGGCGGGGGUUUGAAGGCGGAGAUGUGUAUGCUGCUCACCCGUUUGCCGCUAUUUGGAAGAUUUAAAAACAAAUACUGCGUCAGCGUGUAAAUACAGGGAUCAAAGCUAAUAUCGGCGGCAAAUAUCACAUAUCGCAUUUGUUGCUUUUUUUGCUUUAAUUACUGCAGAGUAAUGCUCGCUCAACAACAACUACAACACUGACGCUCUUUUGUUCUGAAAGAAGACAUGUAUCUACCUGGUGCGAGACAGGCGCUAAACUGCCCUAAUAAAAGGCAGACGGAUUGAGCAAUGAGGUUGUUGUUUACUGACAACAGAGGAAAAUGCGCGACGUGACAGGAGCUGCGGCGUCCAGACGGUCAUUGACAUUGCCACGAGUACGCCAGGCUUCGCCAUUUCGCCGAGCUGUACUUAGCUGAUUGGUGAAGAGAUGAUCACAUGAUGCUCCUAAAAUACGGACCAAUGGGAGCAGCGCAGGUUUGAGUCGACAAAACGGUCUGUACCUGACGGGCUGGCAGGUUUCGACGUCGUCUCCCGACGACUACACAUCGUGUUCUUGGAAGUGUGAAGAGAGAAGUUGGGGCGCCGCGGAACUGACACAGGUUCAGGUCCCCGGCCCGACAGUUCCAUCCACUUUCACGACAUUCUUCAGGACACAUCUUACGUGACUUCAGAAGGAUGAAGUUGGCGGUGUUGGUUUCGAGUCUUCUGUUAGCAGCCUGCAUCGGUGGGGCAAAUGCACAAAGCUGUCCAUCUGGCUGGAGCGCCCACGGUGCCAGAUGCUAUAAAGCCUUCGUCCACUUUCCACCAACUCAACAGGAUCCUCCACUUACAUUCGCCCAAGCACAAGCAAGGUGCGUGGCUCAGAAUGGAAGGUUAGCUCAGCCAAAAGACCAAGCUAUCGAUGACUUCAUCGUGGGAUUGCGGAACGGCAUCAACGGCAAUUGGGCCGCCUGGAUUGGGAUCACAGACACAGAAGUAGAGGAUACACACAAGUUUAUAGAUGGGGACUCUGUGACAUUCGACAACUGGGCACAAGACGAACCCAACGAUGCGCCCGGUGAAGCUGACUGCGUUGUCAUCGAGGCAGACUUAGCUUCCACCCCGGAGUUCGCAAACCAGUGGAGGGAUUAUCCUUGUGACCUCCCUCAGCUUUCCUAUAUCUGUGAAACCCUUGAUCCCUGCGAGGUAGACAAGGGCUACUGCACUGGAUCUGGAGAUCCACACUACACAACGUUCGACAACGAGCGCCAUGACUUCCAAGGAAAGUGCAGGUACACCUUUGCUGCGGACUGUGUCAAUAAUGACUUCACUGUGGAAGUGCAGAACGAAGGCAUCAAUGAGAGGCCAGUGUCAGUCACCAAGGAAGUCUACGUCAUCGCAUACGGCAUUGAAAUAGGAAUUCUUCAAGGCAAAAUUGUGAAGGUGGACGGAGUGACCACGACGCUUCCUUAUACGGAACCAGGCGGCAGGAUUGAGGUCCGCCUGACCGGCAGGGAUGUUCACGUGACGCUGGUAGAAAACUGCGUGGAAGUAUUUUUCGACGGGGAUCACCGAGUUACGGUGGCGGUUCCAACUACCUACAUGGAUAACCUGUGUGGUCUGUGCGGGGACUUCGAUGGUGACCCGUCCAAUGACCUGAAUGGCCAGAGCGAGACCGUUUUCGGAAAUUCACAUGUGAUUGACGUCCUCAAUACUUGUCCUGGAGGAGACAUCGGCCCGACUGAUGACACGCUGGUGGACUGUGACCCGGCGCUGGAGAACCAGACGUCAUCGGAGGACCAGUGCGGGAUGAUCACGGAUCCGGGCGGCCCGUUCGCCAUCUGCCACCUGGUGGUGGAUCCGCAGGGUUACUUCGAUAACUGCGUGUUUGACGUGUGCGCAUGGGAGGGGGCCGACGGACUAUGUCAGGGGCUGGAGGCAUAUGCCGACGCAUGCGUGCUGGAGGGCGUGACAGCUGGGUCCCUUGAUUGGCGAACUGCGGAAUUUUGUCGUAAGUGGAAUUCUGGUGUGAACGGGGUGCUCGUCCAUGUUCCGGCCAGCCGGGCCAGUGGCGCCAUCGACAUCAAACGGACGGGCAGGUACAUCCGGGUGGAGCUGGUGGACCUGUGCGUGGUCAUUCUCUACGAUGGGCGGCAUCAAGUCAAAGUGGAGAUCCCGAGUAACUACCAGAACCAGCUGUGCGGACUGUGCGGGAACUACAACGGCAUCAAGGGCGACGACUUCGAGAUGCCGGAUGGAACUCAAGCCUCCAACUGGAACGAGUUCGGAAAUAGCUGGCUGACCGACUUAGAAACCUGUGAUGGCGAUUCCCCGACGGGCGAUCCCCCGACCGAGGGACCGUGCGACGCGGAGUACUCGGACCCGUGCGGUGUGCUGACAGAUACGAGCGGCCCGUUUGUAUCCUGCCAUGGCACGGUGGACCCUGAACCUUACCGAGAAGACUGCGUCUUCGACAUGUGUGCUACAGAGGGAGAGUAUCUUUGCGCCAACCUGGAGGCUUACUAUGACUCCUGUAUAGGCGCAGACGUGCCUGCCUUCAGCUGGCGAGAUUCGACGUUGUGUCCUAUGGAUUGUUCAGGAAACAGCACAUACUCCCAUGACAUCAGCGCCUGCCCGGCGACAUGCGUGAACCCCGACGCCCCGGACGACUGCGACCUUCCCCGUGUAGAAGGCUGCGAGUGCGAUGCAGGCUACAUGCAGAGUGGGCUGGAGUGUGUCGAGCCGACGGACUGCGGUUGCGUGGACCUUUAUGAACACUACUAUCCGCUUGGAACGGAAUGGGGUACAGAGGACGGGAGCCAGUGCGAGUGUCAUGAUGAUUUCGGGUACCCAUUUAUCACAUGCACGCCGGUCACCUGCGACGAAGCCGGAGGCUACAGCUGGACGCUCGAGGAUGGAGUAUACGGGUGCAACUGCGUCAAAUUCUGCUGUGAUAACAAUGCAGGCUGUGAACAUACUUGCACGGACACAGACGGGAGUUUCCUCUGCUCCUGUGACGAUGGUUACGCCCUUAACGCCGACGGGCUAUCGUGUGACGAUGUGAACGAAUGUGACACUGAUAAUGGUGGCUGUGAACAGAACUGCCAUAACACGAACGGGAGUUAUUACUGUUCCUGUUAUGUUGGAUUCACUCUAAAUCCCGAUGGGUCAACUUGUGAUGAAAUCGACGAAUGCGUUGGUGUGAUCUGUCAAAAUGGUGGAACCUGCGUCGACGAAAUUAACGGUUACUCCUGCGACUGUGCUCCUGGCUAUACAGGCGAUCACUGUGAAACAGAUAUAGACGAAUGCGAGUAUAACAUGAAUUGUCUCAAUGGCGGAACCUGCGUCGACGAAAUUAACGGUUACUCCUGCGACUGUGCUCCUGGCUAUACAGGCGAUCACUGUGAAACAGAUAUAGACGAAUGCGAGUAUAACAUGAAUUGUCUCAAUGGCGGAACCUGCGUCGACGAAAUUAACGGUUACUCCUGCGACUGUGCUCCUGGCUAUACAGGCGAUCACUGUGAAACAGAUAUAGACGAAUGCGAGUAUAACAUGAAUUGUCUCAAUGGCGGAACCUGCGUCGACGAAAUUAACGGUUACUCCUGCGACUGUGCUCCUGGCUAUACAGGCGAUCACUGUGAAAUAGAUAUAGACGAAUGCGAGUAUAACAUGAAUUGUCUCAAUGGCGGAACCUGCGUCGACGAAAUUAACGGUUACUCCUGCGACUGUGCUCCUGGCUAUACAGGCGAUCACUGUGAAACAGAUAUAGACGAAUGCGAGUAUAACAUGAAUUGUCUCAAUGGCGGAACCUGCGUCGACGAAAUUAACGGUUACUCCUGCGACUGUGCUCCUGGCUAUACAGGCGAUCACUGUGAAAUAGAUAUAGACGAAUGCGAGUAUAACAUGAAUUGUCUCAAUGGCGGAACCUGCGUCGACGAAAUUAACGGUUACUCCUGCGACUGUGCUCCUGGCUAUACAGGCGAUCACUGUGAAACAGAUAUAGACGAAUGCGAGUAUAACAUGAAUUGUCUCAAUGGCGGAACCUGCGUCGACGAAAUUAACGGUUACUCCUGCGACUGUGCUCCUGGCUAUACAGGCGAUCACUGUGAAACAGAUAUAGACGAAUGCGAGUAUAACAUGAAUUGUCUCAAUGGCGGAACCUGCGUCGACGAAAUUAACGGCUACUCCUGCGACUGUGCUCCUGGCUAUACAGGCGAUCACUGUGAAAUAGAUAUAGACGAAUGCGAGUAUAACAUGAAUUGUCUCAAUGGCGGAACCUGCGUCGACGAAAUUAACGGUUACUCCUGCGACUGUGCCCCUGGCUAUGAAGGCGAUCACUGUGAAACAGAUAUAGACGAAUGCGAGUAUAACAUGAAUUGUCUCAAUGGCGGAACCUGCGUCGACGAAAUUAACGGUUACUCCUGCGACUGUGCUCCUGGCUAUGAAGGCGAUCACUGUGAAACAGAUAUCGAUGAAUGUACGCUUGGUACGGACAACUGCGACGAAAACGCAAGCUGUGAGAACACACCUGGAUCGUUCACCUGUACCUGUGACGACGGUUACACCGGGGACGGGGUCACCUGUACUGAUACCGAUGGAUGCAAUCCCGAUCCGUGUGUUACGAUGGCUACUUGUACCGACAACGCGGCUCCCGAGACGGGUGCAGUCUGUACCUGUCCGCCAGGGUAUCACGGUGAUGGUAAAGUUCAUGGCACCGGAUGUACAGACAUCAUGGGCUGCACGCCCAAUCCGUGUGCUUACAUCGCUACUUGCGAAGAUGUUCCUGCUCCAGGAACCGGUGCAGUUUGUACCUGCCCGUAUGGAUAUGAGGGCGAUGGAACAAUGGGUGGGACCGGGUGUACAGAUAUCGAUGAAUGUACGGAUGGUACCCACAACUGUGACGAAAACGCAAGCUGUGAGAACACCGUCGGAUCGUUUACCUGUACCUGUAACGACGGUUUCACCGGGGACGGAGUCACCUGUACUGAUAUCGACGAAUGUACGGAUGGUACCCACAACUGUGACAAUAACGCAAGCUGUGAUAACACACCUGGAUCGUUCACCUGUACCUGUAACGACGGUUACAGUGGGAACGGAGUCACCUGUACUGAUAUCGAUGAAUGUACGCUUGGUACGGACAACUGCGACGAAAACGCGAGCUGUGAGAACACACCUGGAUCGUUCACCUGUACCUGUAACGACGGUUACACCGGAGACGGAGUCACCUGUACUGAUAUCGAUGAAUGUACGGAUGGCACGGACAACUGCGACGAAAACGCAAGCUGUGAGAACACACCUGGAUCGUUCACCUGUACCUGUAACGACGGUUACACCGGAGACGGAGUCACCUGUACUGAGGACGGCUGCAGCAGUGACUCUAGUGAAAGCAGCAGUGGGUCCAGCAGCUCAAGCAGUGGCUCCGGGGGUUGUAGCAGUGGCUCCGGCAGCAGCAGCAGCUCCGGCAGCAGCAGUGGCUCCGGUAGCAGCAGUGGCUCCGGUAGCAGCGGUGGCUCCAGUAGCAGCAGUGGCUCCGGUAGCAGCGGUGGCUCCGGUAGCAGCAGUGGCUCCAGUAGCAGCGGUGGCUCCGGUAGCAGCGGUGGCUCCAGUAGCAGCGGUGGCUCCGGUAGCAGCGGUGGCUCCAGUAGCAGCGGUGGCUCCAGUAGCAGCAGUGGCUCCGGUAGCAGCGGUGGCUCUAGCUCUGGAGGCGGCGGCAGCAACUCGGACUGCCUUUCUGCCUGUAUCUCAAUCUGUGAGUCUCAAACUCAGUCAGUCUGUGACUCAGAAACCAGUUUGUCAUUCUGCCAGUCUGUCUGCAUAGCAGUUUGUGAGUCUGACGAUUUCCCAGUCUGUGUCCCUGACGAUGACUCCAGUGGCUCAAGUAGCAGUGGCAGUGAAUCCAGCGGCAACGGUGGCGGCGGCGGUGGUGGCAACGGUGGCGGCGGUGGCGGCAACGGCGGCGGCAACGGUGGCGGCAACGGUGGCGGCAAUGGUGGUGGCAACGGUGGCGGCAACGGUGGCGGUGGCGGCAACGGUGGCGGCAACGGUGGCGGCGACAGUUAUGGGAAGACCAGUAUAGGAUUCCAUAAGAAAUGA